Racocetra persica is the source of this 602-nucleotide messenger RNA. The record is from the annotation of a GenBank genome assembly. NCBI's taxonomy places the organism in Eukaryota, Fungi, Glomeromycota, Glomeromycetes, Diversisporales, Gigasporaceae.
GAAGUGAUAUAUUAUCUUUAUUGGUUAAGACAAAUGAAAACUUUCAUGUUGAUGAACAGUUAACACAUAAUGAAUUAAUUAGCCAAAGUCGUCUUCGUAAAGAAGUGCUAGAUGCAUUUACUGAUCCUAAUCAUUUUCCAACCUUUGAUGAAAUUGAACAUUUGAAAUACUUAGAUUGUGUUCUAAAAGAAUCAUUAAGGAUUGUUCCGCCUGUGCCUGGACUAAUUCGUUAUAAUUUAAAAGAUGAAAUUUUGAAUGGUUACUUCAUCCCAAAGAAUACUCUAAUGAUGAUUCCUAUCCACACAAUCCAUCAUGAUCCUUUAAUUUGGGGCGAUGAUGCCGAUUGGUUUAACCCAUCUCGGUGGCUUGAUCCAGAAAUAAAAUCGAAAGUAUCAAGCAGUAAUUUUUUACCUUUUAGUGCUGGUUCAAAAAAUUGUUUAGGAAUGAAAAUGGCUAAUUUGGAACUUAAAAUUAUCGUAUCUAUAAUUAUUAGAAAUCUUGAGUUUAGAUUAGUUGAUGGCUUUACUUUUAGUAAAAAAUUUUUAGGUUUAGCUGAACCUAUUCCUGGAAUUGAUUUAUGGGUUUCAAAAAUAGAUUAUUAA